GGCCGGGGCCCUGUGAGGGCCGCGCCGCCGCCAUUGCCAGGCCCUGUCCCUCUCUGCGCCUGCGCGGCGGCGGCGGCAAGAUGGCGCUGGAGACCGUCCCCAAGGAUCUGCGGCACCUCCGCGCCUGUCUCCUCUGCUCCCUCGUCAAGACCAUCGACCAGUUCGAGUACGAUGGCUGCGACAACUGCGAUGCCUACCUACAGAUGAAGGGCAACCGGGAGAUGGUCUACGACUGCACCAGCUCCUCCUUCGACGGGAUCAUCGCCAUGAUGAGCCCUGAGGACAGCUGGGUUUCCAAGUGGCAGCGAAUCAGUAACUUCAAGCCGGGUGUCUACGCAGUGUCUGUGACCGGCCGCCUGCCCCAAGGCAUUGUCCGGGAGCUGAAGAGCCGUGGUGUGGCAUACAAGUCCCGAGACACAGCUAUAAAAACCUAAGGGGAUCUUGUGCCAUCUGGAGGGUUCCCUGGUGCUGCACUGGGUGAUGCAUCGGGCACGGGGGGCCCUGCUCCAAAACCUUUCAGCUUUAGCACGUGGGAAAGUGAGCCUGGACAUGGAGGGACCUCGCUGGCUCAGCUCCUCCGGCUGGGUACCUCUGGACUCUGCCCACACGGACCCUAGAAACCUUUUUGAGCCUUGACAAGGGGGAGGGCAGGGAGCAGGUGUGGGAAAGCUGCAUUUAAUGAUGAUGCACAAGCUUUUUUACAGUCGGUGUGGAAAAGGGGGGACCUGGGAUAAGGGAUAGCUGUGUAAAUAUUUCAAUAAAACAUGCUCCUUGGUCAGAGUGGG
Molecule: messenger RNA, 785 nt
Organism: Calidris pugnax (ruff)
Lineage: Eukaryota; Metazoa; Chordata; Aves; Charadriiformes; Scolopacidae
Gene: SUPT4H1
Product: SPT4 homolog, DSIF elongation factor subunit
Exons: 5
Coding region: 81-434 (117 amino acids)
Biological process (GO): positive regulation of DNA-templated transcription, elongation; mRNA processing; chromatin organization
Cellular component (GO): DSIF complex; nucleus
Molecular function (GO): zinc ion binding; RNA polymerase II complex binding
Source: RefSeq, a predicted model, not a curated record